AUGGCGGCUCUCUCCACCUUCUACCACCCACUCUGCGCACACCACAACCACCGUACAGCAAGACACAGCGUCAGGUCUCUGACUGUGGUGUCUUGUCGGCAGCAGAAAUCACCGGAAGAGAGUGGAGGAGUGAUCCAGAGAACAGUGAUAAGGAUGAUUUCAGAGGCUGGGAAGAUUGGGAAGAAUCUGAAGCCAGAGAAGAAAGGAGACAUGAAGGAUCUGAUGCUUAUGAGUCUUUCUUUUGCAGUUUAUGUCUAUAUAUCUCAACUAAUGGUAUGUGCUUACUUCUCCUGGACCCAUGUCGCCCUCCCCAAUCCCUCAUGGUAGUUUAGCUUAGCUAAGAUAGAUACUUCCUUCUGCCCCUCAAGUCACAAUUAUGUUAUGUAUAUAUUCUGCACAUCAUUUAUAAGAUUACCAAGCUCCAUUCCUCUCAAA
Molecule: messenger RNA, 435 nt
Organism: Brassica napus (rape)
Lineage: Eukaryota; Viridiplantae; Streptophyta; Magnoliopsida; Brassicales; Brassicaceae
Exons: 1
Coding region: 1-327 (108 amino acids)
Source: RefSeq, a predicted model, not a curated record